Molecule: messenger RNA, 1113 nt
Organism: Fusarium odoratissimum NRRL 54006
Lineage: Eukaryota; Fungi; Ascomycota; Sordariomycetes; Hypocreales; Nectriaceae
Exons: 1
Coding region: 1-1113 (370 amino acids)
Biological process (GO): amino acid catabolic process
Source: RefSeq, a predicted model, not a curated record
AUGCAUAUCCAAGAUAUCACUGUGUUUAGCUACGAUGCCAACUACCGAUACGGCACAUACUCCAUGUCACACGGCCGCUUAGCCAAGGGCCACAAGUCCCUCGUCGUCAGGAUCCGUUCCAACGACGGCUUUGAGGGUUGGGCCGAAACUGCGCCUCUUGGUAGUGACUAUCUCCCAAGUUCAUUCACCGGUGAACUAGCAGCCAUACAAGAGCUCGGUCCCCAGCUCUUGGGCCUGGACCCGAGAUCACCUGCAGCUAUCGACGAUGUUAUGAAUCGUGCGAUGAUGGGCGCUUAUGCGGCAAAAGCGGUCAUUGAUAUGGCUUGCUGGGAUAUUCUCGGAAAGUCUCUUGGUUUGCCAACCGCGAUCCUUUUCGGCGGAUAUCUUACCGAGAGACCGAGGGCCUUUUCUGUUAUCGGCAUCCGAGAGACAGAAGCUGCUGUGACUCAGGCGAAAGACGAGUUCGGGAAGGGCGCGACUACGAUGCAGCUCAAGGCUGGAGAUAAUCCCCUUGUUGAUGCGCAGCGGGUUAGAGCUAUUCGCGCUGCUUUACCAGAUCAUGUUGUGCUCUGGGUCGAUGCAAACGGUGGCUGGACUCUGGACGAGGCAUUGAGUUUUGCCCGCACCAUCGGGCAAGAGAUUGCUAUUGGAGUUGAGCAGCCCUGCCGUACACUUCACGACUGUGCGGAGUUCGGUCGUCGCACAGGUCUACCAAUUACACUCGACGAGAGUAUCGUCACGUUAGCUGAUCUCUUUGAAGCUCAUGCAGCUGGUAUAACAGGCGUGAACAUCAAGCCAUCUCGUGUCGGUGGACUUACAAAGGCCCGGCUCAUUCGCGAUGCGGCUGUUGCGCUCGACAUGGUCAUAAACUGCGAUGAUACCUGGGGUUCUGCUUUAACGACGGCUCAGAACGUUCUGUUGGCUACUACUACCCCGAGCCAUCGUUUGCGCGCUGUUGAUUUGUUUUGUGAAUGGACGGAGCCGCUUAUUGCUGAUAUUCCGAGGAUGGAAGAAGAUGGGAGAAUCACGCCUAGCACUGAGCCUGGAAAUGGUUAUACGGCUAUUGUUAUGGAUAUGCUAGGGGAACCGUUGGCUUAUAUUACUUCUAAGUAG